AUGGACGGCAGGGUCGGCUUGCAGGAUUCUCGGCAUGGGCCUCCGGGCGCCCGCCUGCUGGCUGUGGGGCCACCGGGCGGUCCUCGGCGGUGCCGUGCUCGUUGCUUGCGGCGCGCGAGGCCUGCACGGCUCCGCGGUGUCCUCAGGAGCCUGCUCAAGAAGUUUGCAGCGAAGACCAGAAAGAAGUUUUGGUAUGAAGGUCCGUCCCUGGGAUCUUACUUGGCUGGCAAGCCGUCAAAGUCGGAGGCCUUCGUGAAGGCCCCUAGGAAGACCAGGCGGGAGGACCACGUGCGCCUGUGGGCCCUGAACGGCCUUCUGCACAAAGCCCUGGCCGAUCUGCUGUGCACCCCCGAAGUGAGCCCGGAAGUCUGUGACCUCAGCGUGGAGCUCUCGAAGGUCUCCCUGAGUCCAGACUUCUCCGCCUGCCGCGUGUACUGGAGAACGAGCCUCUCCGCGGAGCAGAACGCACGCACACAGGCGGCCCUGCAGAGGAGUGCCCCGCACCUGAGGCACCUCCUGAUGGCCCAGCAGACCCUGAGGGCUGUGCCACCCAUCGUGUUUGUCCAGGACCGGGAGAGCGCAGCCCAGGCCGAGGUUGAUCAGCUGCUGGCUGUGGCUGACUUUGGACCACCAGGUGACAGAGACGACGCUCAGAAUGACUCCAGGAACCUUGGCGCCUGGUUACCUGCUGACACCCCGGAGCCAACUGCACCCGAGAGUGUCUGCGGGAUUGACCACGAGGCUCUCAACAGGCAGAUUACGGAGUAUAGGAGGAGAGAGCGGGUGCCCGGCGCCAGGGCCCUGGGCUGGCCACACCCCUGAGGAGGGUGGAAGGCCCCACCCCGACUGGGCCUGCAACCAGGACCUGCCCGCCCUCACCUGCAGGGGGACGACCAGGACCUGCCCGGCCUCCGCUGCACAGCAUGCGGGGUGGGGGAAUAGGCAGGACG
Molecule: messenger RNA, 950 nt
Organism: Tupaia belangeri chinensis (Chinese tree shrew)
Lineage: Eukaryota; Metazoa; Chordata; Mammalia; Scandentia; Tupaiidae
Gene: RBFA
Product: ribosome binding factor A
Exons: 8
Coding region: 1-822 (273 amino acids)
Biological process (GO): rRNA processing
Source: RefSeq, a predicted model, not a curated record